CCCUGUUUUGAGACUUUACGUAUCUGCAUCUCCCUGUAUUUGGUGAGUCACCUCAGGUAAAUACUUUGUCGUUAUAGCAUUAGGUCAUCCUACUAUGCAUGACAAGUGGUGUUCAUGGGAAGAAACAUGUUACGUGAGAUAAGCUAGCAUCCAUGCAAAGAAUUAGUACCUUGUCAGAGGGCUGGAUGUAAUUUGAUUGCAGGAAUUGACUCAGUUGACAGACACUGAAGGGUGUGAUGGCCUGACUCGCUCAAAGCGAGAUAUAAAUACCGUAGGUCCUGCCAAAGCCAUGUCAGAAGUAGUCCCUAAUAUCAAUCAUCACAAAUGAAACAUUUUGAAAUCAUUCAGCCCUAAGACCAAGCAAGUAGAAACUGUAUCACAUGACAACGCGUCAACAAACUACAAAUGUUGUCCCAAACUCUCCUCCGUACACUCUUCAUCGCCAUGUCUGUCGCAGCUUGUGCACUGGCUCUCUCCCCUCGGUCCGCCAUCCACGAGGAUGAACUUGACCGCUACGACGCUUUCCUGUCCAGUAUUCAAGAUUCCCACUUCAUGGACAUGUAUCUCGAAAACAGCCGAGUCAAGAUCGAUGUUUAUGAGCACCCGUCCAACGAGCUCGCGCUUUCCGAACACUUCACUCCAAGCGACACUGCAAACCAGUACUUUGACCAAGAGGAACAGCGUGCUCAAGAGGUAUUGCAGCCAGCAACGGCUUCGGAUGACAUGGGACGCAUCGGUUCUUGAGAAACGCGUCUCUAGGUGCUACCAGUUCUGCGGGACGAUUGCCAACUGCCGUGGAAACAAUGGGUGUCCUCACUGCUAUGCUGUUCGACAAGGGUGUUUGUGGCAGAAAUGGUGCCGUUAGGAUUAAGGGCUGCCGUGCUGUGUUGAUAGCUCGCGAGGGAUGAUAACAUAUUUUUGUUACAAAACUUUUUACAACUGAAAACUUGUCUGGUGGAUUGCAUUCAACAUGCAAUAUAUGCAGUUUACCAUCCGUUCCUACUAUGACUACUGGUGUUAACGUGUUGUAUUCAACAUGCAACAGUUCCGAUUGAUCCAUCAUUACAAUCAACAAACUUUUCCGCUCCUUCUGGCGUGCAUAUGGAUCAAUUGUAGAAGUCAAAUCAUUUUGUCUGCGUGUACGAUGCGAUGCAUACGCGGAAUUGAUUCUCAAUGGCCACGAGGCUCUUAGUCUAGCGUUGUGGUAUUAACCACACUUCACUACCAG
This is a messenger RNA of Penicillium canescens, 1228 nucleotides long. RefSeq lists its product as uncharacterized. Bases 406 to 744 code for a protein of 112 amino acids. The record is from RefSeq and is a predicted model, not a curated record. The transcript has 2 exons. NCBI's taxonomy places the organism in Eukaryota, Fungi, Ascomycota, Eurotiomycetes, Eurotiales, Aspergillaceae.